Misgurnus anguillicaudatus (oriental weatherfish) is the source of this 4190-nucleotide messenger RNA. RefSeq lists its product as uncharacterized. The record is from RefSeq and is a predicted model, not a curated record. Lineage: Eukaryota; Metazoa; Chordata; Actinopteri; Cypriniformes; Cobitidae.
UUUUCAUUUUUGGGUGAACUAUCACUUUAACAUGACCUUACUCGGUUAUCAAAUAUCAAGGUUAUAUUUUCACCAAAUGUUAUUACAUUACGUAGAAUAAUUUUAUUUAGAAAACAUUAAAUCACAAAAGGAUUUUAAGCUGGGUUAAACAGUGUGAAUGAUGCAGUAGCAGGCCAGCAAAUAUGACGGAUGUCUUUCUAACUAUACUCUGAUAUAUUACUUGACAGCAUUUCUCAAAUAUACAAAAUACAAUUGUGAAAUUACACACAGACUUUCCUGAUGAGUUUGUGGUGGGUGUCUACAUGAACUAUGUACUUGGGAUAAGGAACUUUAUAUGUUCUUCGAGCAAUGCAUCUUAGGUUGGUCAUUCUUGACAAGACACCAACACUGUCCACACGAUGCAUAGAUGCAACGACUCUGUCCCACUGAACCCGGUGGCCUUUUACAAGGAGAGCCCCUCGGACCAUUCUGUAUCCUGCAUCUGGCAUAGAGUUCUUCACUUCUGUCACAAGAGCAUCUAACUCUUCAUCAGUAGAAGUGCUGUACAGUGCAGUAACUGACAAAUUGUUGUCCGCCAUCCUUCUAUGCAAUGUUGCUCGAGACACUCCCAAUAUAUUGGCAACACAUUUUAAAGGCAAACCAAGUUCAAUAAGGUGGAUAAGAGUGUUUGUUGAAAUUGUCAAUCUUGGACGUCCACGACCACCACCUCUUUCCACAUCCACUGUUACACACACCUCUUCACUAUCCAUCUGGCGAUUUAUCGCAAUAUUUAGACGUGUAAGGGCUAAAAUAACAUUCUCAGAAAUGUUUAUUAUAUUAGUCAAGGCACUGAUUAGUACAAGCUCCUGUCUGCAGACAAACUGCAAAUAAUCUGUGUCCAGAGGCUGUCUCUCCAAUACAUGUAGCACAUGGUCUUGAAGUCGCUGGAGAACGUAAUCCUUCAGCAACUCCUAAGGAGUUAAGAAAAUAUUUUUAACAUCUGAUGAAUGUGCAAAUGAGCAAAUAAAUAUGCUAAUACACUCAAAAUGACAAGCAGAUAAAACUGACCCUAUAGGGGAUUAUCACGCUGUUACUUAGUACUUCCGCUGUCAAAGAUCUUUGUGCACGGUCGCUUCCGGCGCAGUUCAACAAUGGCGGAAACCAAGGCUAGAUGUCACUGCUCUGUUCCAUUUUGUAAAUCUAACAAACAACGCCAACCAUAUUUAAGUUUUCAUGGAUUCCCCACAGAAUUAAGUCUAAGGAAGAAGUGGAUUAGAGCAGUUCGCCGGGAUGAAGGGGCAAACUUUAAAAUAAAGCAAGGCAGCACGUUCGUUUGUAGCCGGCACUUUUGUGACUCUGACUACACUACUGCUAGCAGAGAAAGUGACGUGCCUAUAUUUACUACCCGGGUUUGCGUCAAGCGGCUGAAAACUGGGUCUGUGCCCUCCCGUUUCCAAUGGAACAACUGGGGACUGCCAAGAAGGAAGUCCGUGUAUGAAAGAGUGUCAGUUCGCUUAGGCCAUAACGAUUUCCCAGCCGUUCUUGUGGAGCAGCCCCUGCCAUGCGAGGAAGAGGCGAUGCCAUGCGAGGAAGAGGCGAUUGAGGAGGUCGCGGCUUCGGUGAUGAUAAAUGAACAUGAUUACUGCACUACUCCUAAACCAGGUUCACUGGAUGCUGCUGCUGCACGCAUUCAGGAAUUGGAAGCUGAAAUAAAAAAGCUGACAACAGAGCUGUCACAGCUGAAAGUGUCUCAAGUACAUUUUCACCGUUUUUGUGUCUCAGACAAGGACAUCCUUUUUUACACACGAUUCAUGUCACGAGAUGUUUUUUGUAAGUUCUGGGAGGCUAUUCAACCAUCUGCCUCCAUGUUAGUUUACUGGUCGAAAGCUCAGAAACAGGGACAUACAUUUGAACAAACAUUUCAACCCAUUUCUCCCAGUCCAGUGCGUAGACUGCAACUGAUUGAUGAAUUUUUUCUAUUUUGCUGCCGAGUUGCUGCAGGCCUGCAAGAGAAGGUGCUGGCUGACAUGUUUCAGGUUAGUGUGUCCACUGUCUCCCGUGUUGUUAUAACGUGGUCCAACUACCUUUACCUGCUUCUUGGCUCCCUUCCCAUUUGGAUGAGUAAACAGCAAGUCAGGAACACCAUGCCCAGCAAAUUUGUGCAGUUCUGUCCAGAUGUCCGUGUAAUCAUUGACUGCACUGAGGUGCGAUGCCAGAAUCCAUCCUCCCUCACUCUCCAAUCAGAGGUUUUCUCAUCGUACAAAAACACAACAACCUUUAAGGGAUUAAUUGGGAUUGCCCCAUGUAGUGCUGUGACUUUUGUAUCAAGUCUCUUCACCGGCUCCAUCUCUGACCGAGAAUUGACUAAACGAAGUGUACUGCUCAACUUACUGGAGCCAGGAGAUGGCUGCAUGGCAGACAAAGGUUUCACUAUUGAGAACCUGCUAUCUGACCGUGGGGCAAGGCUGAUUAUACCACCCUUCAAAAUGACAGCACAGUUCACCAAAGAGGAGGCUCUAAAAACACAAGCAAUCGCCCGACUUCGAAUCCUUGUGGAAAGAGCAAUACGCAGAGUCAAGGAAUACCGCAUCUGGGAACACACUCUUCCACUAACCUUGUCUGGGACAGUCAACCAGCUGUGGACCGUCUGCUGUGUGAUGACCAACUUUCAGGGACCACUUGAUUUAAAAGGCUACAUCCCUGUUGAAUAGUGUUUCCCCUGAUCUCAUGUAUUUAAAUAUGUACAAUGUCUUCAGUACACAGUUAAUGGAAUGUAUAUAAUUCAUCUACACUGUAAAACCUAAAUGGUUACUCAACUCUAAUCAUUUAAAGACACUGGUUGCCUUAAACCAGUUAAGUUUUAAACAUACAUUGAUACUAUGAACUUGAUCAUAUGCAGUGGUGCACUUAUAUUUAAGUUGACAGCACUUAAAUAUAAGUGCAUAAUUGCAUAUGACUCAGUUUAAUUUCACAGUACUCACAUGCAUGUUUAAAAAAAAUUAAGGCGACCAGUUUCCUUAAAUGUUUUUUAUUGCGUUAAAGGGAUAGUUCACUUUAAAAUGAAAAUCUGUCAUCAUUUACCCAUCCUCAUGUUGUUGUAAACCUGUAUGAAUGUCCUUUUUUAUGAACCCAAAAGAAGAUAUUUUAAGAAAUUAUGGUAAAUGCACAGGAGAUAGUGACCAUUGAGUUCUACAGUAGGAAAAAAUAUUUUGUAAGUAUUGUGAUGAAUGAUGGUAAGCACACAGUUGUCAUACUUAUUAAAUUCCAUCAUUUCUUUUAUUCCUACUAUAAAAGUCAAUGGUCACUAUCUCCUGUGCGUUUACAUAAUUCCUUAAAAUAUCUUCUUUUGUGCUCAUCUGAAAAAGAACUCAUACAUGUUUAGAUCAACAUGACGAUGAGUAAAUGAUGACAGAAUUUUCAUUUUAAAGUGAACUAUCCCUUUAACUUUUAGAAUUGAUUAUACACUGUAAAAUCUAAAUGUCAGUCCGCCCUGAAAGUAUUCAAAACAAUGUAAAUAUGUAAAUGUUGUCAAUAAUUUACUCUGAAAAUGAAUUAAUAAAAUAUUUUAUUCAUUCAGUUCAAUUCAGUUCACUUUCUGCUUAAGAUACACAUCCAUAUAUGUAUUAAAGAAGUACAAGUCCACCUUCAUUUUCAUUUCUUUUAUCAUUUCAUCAUCCCUCCAGAUUCUUUCAACUGUGAAGUCUCCCUCAGUUUCUGUUAUGAAAUCGCACCAACUCAAGCCAGUAACUCCCAAUUGUCCUUGAACCUGCCAGUGGUAUUUAUGAUUUUUCUUCAGUUUUGCUUCACCAUUCACAAUUUUGACAUGUCCUGCCUCAGAAAUGCUAGAGAUGUCUGGGCAUUUAACUUCAGCAAGGCCAAAACAUGGAAUGGCACUAGGGUCAUAUACUUUUGCAUCGGGGCUUGCCCCGAGGUGAGGAGCAUCGGGAUGGAUAACUAGUCCACAGCGUGACACAUUUACAUUUAAAUGUUUAGAAUAUUGUUCCAGCACCUGUGGCUCACGUUCAAGGCCCCUUUUCAUGGCAGGAGUUUGGCGUACUCCCUUAAGCACUCGGACUGCUCACGUGUCUGCUCCUCUCUCUCAGCUGCCAUCUCGUGUGUCACAGUUAAGCUGUCCCAAUGGAAAAACUGCUGGGAGUUGGGUUCAAAGCUGGGAAAAGCAGUAGGAAAUGUUGACCCCUCUAAAGGCAGUU